This is a messenger RNA of Ailuropoda melanoleuca (giant panda), 3334 nucleotides long. RefSeq names its product SPT16 homolog, facilitates chromatin remodeling subunit (gene SUPT16H). Lineage: Eukaryota; Metazoa; Chordata; Mammalia; Carnivora; Ursidae. Bases 119 to 3262 code for a protein of 1047 amino acids. The transcript has 26 exons. The record is from RefSeq and is a predicted model, not a curated record. Gene Ontology annotation, cellular component: FACT complex. Gene Ontology annotation, molecular function: nucleosome binding. Gene Ontology annotation, biological process: transcription elongation by RNA polymerase II.
UUUGAGGUCGAUACUUCCGGGUCACUGGGAGAGUGCGGGAUUCCGGGGCCGAGAGCGGGUGGCGGAUCCGGGACCUCGCGUGAUUCUCGGAACCCGAGCAGGAGCAGCGUCUGUGGCUAUGGCUGUGACUCUGGACAAAGACGCUUAUUACCGGCGAGUGAAGAGACUGUACAGCAAUUGGCGGAAAGGAGAAGAUGAGUAUGCCAGCGUCGAUGCCAUUGUUGUAUCAGUGGGUGUCGAUGAAGAAAUCGUUUAUGCCAAAUCAACUGCCUUGCAGACAUGGCUCUUUGGUUAUGAACUAACUGAUACUAUCAUGGUCUUCUGUGACGACAAAAUCAUCUUUAUGGCCAGUAAGAAGAAAGUGGAGUUUCUAAAACAGAUUGCCAACACUAAGGGCAACGAGAAUGCUAAUGGAGCCCCUGCCAUCACACUGCUGAUACGGGAAAAGAAUGAAAGCAAUAAGAGCAGCUUUGACAAAAUGAUUGAAGCCAUUAAAGAAAGCAAGAACGGCAAGAAGAUCGGCGUGUUCAGCAAAGACAAAUUCCCUGGAGAGUUCAUGAAGAACUGGAAUGACUGCCUCAACAAAGAGGGCUUUGACAAAAUAGAUAUCAGUGCAGUUGUGGCCUAUACCAUUGCUGUCAAGGAGGAUGGGGAGCUCAACCUAAUGAAGAAAGCAGCUAGCAUCACCUCUGAGGUCUUCAACAAAUUCUUCAAGGAAAGAGUCAUGGAAAUAGUUGAUGCAGAUGAGAAAGUUCGACACAGCAAACUGGCUGAGUCUGUGGAGAAGGCCAUUGAAGAGAAAAAAUACCUAGCUGGGGCAGACCCUUCUACUGUGGAAAUGUGUUACCCUCCUAUCAUUCAAAGUGGUGGCAACUAUAAUCUCAAGUUCAGUGUGGUGAGUGACAAGAAUCACAUGCAUUUUGGGGCCAUCACUUGUGCCAUGGGUAUUCGCUUCAAAUCUUACUGCUCCAACCUUGUUCGCACUUUGAUGGUUGACCCUUCUCAGGAAGUUCAAGAAAAUUACAACUUUUUGCUCCAGCUUCAAGAGGAACUGCUGAAGGAAUUAAGACAUGGUGUGAAGAUAUGUGACGUGUACAAUGCUGUCAUGGAUGUGGUUAAAAAGCAGAAGCCAGAGCUGCUGAACAAAAUUACCAAAAAUCUAGGGUUCGGAAUGGGAAUUGAAUUCCGUGAAGGCUCUUUAGUAAUUAAUAGUAAAAAUCAGUACAAACUGAAAAAAGGGAUGGUUUUCAGCAUCAAUUUGGGAUUCUCAGAUCUGACAAACAAGGAAGGGAAGAAACCAGAAGAGAAAACCUACGCUCUCUUCAUCGGUGACACGGUGCUCGUGGAUGAGGAUGGCCCAGCUACUGUUCUCACUUCUGUGAAGAAGAAAGUGAAGAACGUGGGGAUUUUUCUAAAGAAUGAGGAUGAAGAGGAGGAGGAGGAGGAGAAAGAUGAGGCCGAGGACCUGCUGGGGAGAGGUUCUCGGGCAGCAUUACUUACAGAAAGAACACGAAAUGAGAUGACUGCAGAAGAGAAACGAAGAGCACAUCAAAAAGAACUGGCAGCUCAACUCAAUGAGGAAGCAAAGAGGCGACUGACAGAACAGAAAGGAGAACAACAGAUUCAGAAAGCUCGCAAAUCUAAUGUGUCCUAUAAAAACCCGUCUUUGAUGCCUAAGGAACCACAUAUUCGGGAAAUGAAGAUCUAUAUUGAUAAGAAAUACGAAACUGUGAUAAUGCCUGUGUUCGGUAUCGCGACGCCUUUUCACAUUGCCACGAUCAAGAAUAUAAGCAUGUCCGUGGAAGGAGAUUAUACUUACUUGCGAAUCAACUUCUAUUGCCCAGGCAGUGCUCUGGGCAGGAAUGAGGGCAACAUCUUUCCUAACCCAGAAGCCACUUUUGUCAAGGAAAUUACGUACCGAGCUUCAAAUAUGAAGGCACCUGGAGAACAGACAGUACCAGCCUUGAACCUCCAGAAUGCUUUCCGGAUUAUAAAGGAAGUGCAGAAGCGCUAUAAGACCCGGGAAGCAGAAGAGAAGGAGAAGGAGGGCAUCGUGAAACAAGACUCCCUGGUGAUCAACCUCAACCGGAGUAAUCCCAAACUGAAAGAUCUGUACAUUCGCCCAAACAUUGCCCAAAAGAGGAUGCAGGGUUCGCUGGAGGCCCACGUCAAUGGCUUCCGCUUCACGUCCGUCCGAGGAGACAAGGUGGAUAUCCUGUACAACAACAUCAAGCACGCUUUGUUUCAGCCGUGCGACGGAGAGAUGAUCAUCGUCUUGCACUUUCACCUCAAGAAUGCCAUCAUGUUUGGGAAGAAGCGGCACACAGAUGUGCAGUUCUACACGGAAGUGGGAGAGAUCACCACGGACUUGGGCAAACAUCAGCACAUGCAUGACCGAGAUGACCUCUAUGCUGAGCAGAUGGAACGAGAAAUGAGGCACAAACUGAAAACAGCCUUUAAAAAUUUCAUCGAGAAAGUAGAGGCCCUAACUAAGGAGGAACUGGAAUUUGAAGUGCCUUUUAGGGACUUGGGGUUUAAUGGAGCUCCUUACAGGAGUACUUGCCUCCUUCAGCCCACUAGUAGUGCGCUGGUAAAUGCUACCGAGUGGCCGCCUUUCGUGGUGACCUUGGAUGAAGUGGAGCUGAUUCACUUUGAGCGGGUUCAGUUUCACCUGAAGAACUUUGAUAUGGUGAUAGUGUACAAGGACUACAGCAAGAAAGUCACCAUGAUCAACGCCAUUCCUGUAGCCUCCCUAGACCCCAUCAAGGAAUGGCUGAAUUCCUGUGACCUAAAGUACACAGAAGGAGUGCAGUCCCUCAACUGGACUAAAAUCAUGAAGACCAUUGUCGACGACCCCGAGGGCUUCUUCGAACAAGGUGGCUGGUCUUUCCUAGAGCCUGAGGGUGAGGGGAGUGAUGCUGAGGAAGGGGAUUCAGAGUCUGAAAUUGAGGAUGAGACUUUCAAUCCUUCAGAGGACGACUAUGAGGAGGAGGAGGAGGACAGCGAUGAAGACUAUUCGUCAGAAGCCGAAGAAUCAGACUAUUCCAAGGAAUCACUGGGCAGUGAAGAAGAGAGUGGAAAGGAUUGGGAUGAACUGGAGGAAGAAGCCCGAAAAGCGGACCGUGAAAGUCGUUACGAGGAAGAAGAAGAACAGAGUCGAAGUAUGAGCCGGAAGAGGAAGGCAUCUGUGCACAGUUCAGGCCGUGGCUCUAACCGUGGUUCCAGACACAGCUCUGCACCCCCCAAGAAAAAGAGGAAGUAACUUCUGAACUUUGGUCCUCCGCUCCAUUCUUUAUCCAGCCAACCCCUACAAAUUUUACAUGACAUAGAAACU